UGGGGUGCGACCAUCGUAUGUGUUCAGGUAAGGGAUUCCCUUCUGACAAAACUGGAUGGUUCUCACUUUGCACAGCUUGAACUACACAAUAGUUAAACAAGGAAACAUGUUAUAGGUUAACUGUAAUCAAGUAAAUGAACAUACAAGAGAUCCAAACAUCUGCUUCCUCGUCCCUGAUGGAGUGAAGACGGAAGCGUCCCUUGGUGUCAUAGAGAAGACGGAAGUUCUCAUUUGUCUUUGGGAUAGACACAACAUCCCUGAAACCAGCAGGGUAUGUAUUGGGCCGAAAAUUAGAUUUCUUUUACUUGGGAAAGAAACCUGGGUCCAUCUAAAUUAUUGAAAUGGAUUGUGUUCAUAUCUCAAUAUAUUCUCAUUUGUAAGGUACUAAAAUUUAACAUAAUAAAUAGUAAAAAAUAAAAGAAAAAUGUUUAUUGACUACGCGAAGUAUCAACCAUCACAUGGCUAACCAUAUAAACUAAAAUAAUGUAUACAUUUACACGAAAUAUAUAUUAUACAUGAUUACAUCCCUCAACUUAAUGUGUUAUGUAGUUAAUAUCACGAGUUUAAUUUUAUUUAUCCAAAACUUGAUGUGGAUAUCAUAUGGUGCUGGGUUUGCGGGUUAUCCCGCCCUGACCUGUCCCGUCCGCCGUGGAUCGAAUCAUUUUUUUGAUUCAAAAACUCAACCCGCAUAAGCCACAUACAAAUUUUUUUCUACCCGCACCCGCCCCGGCAAAGCCCGUGGGUAAUCCGUCAAACCCGUGGGUAAUAUAAUUAUAUUAAAAAUAAUUGUUAUAUAGUUAAAAAUAAUUAUUUUUAAAAAAUAUAUAUUAAAAUAAUAUAUUCAUAAUUCAAAUUAUAUAAAUAUUUAUUAUAUUUUAUAUAGUUUUCCAAAAAAAAAAAAAAUUUUAUUUAUUUUUAAAAUAAAUUUGCGUGUUAACGGAUACCUGCGAUUCAAUUUCGGCUGACAUGUAUCUGCCCCGAUUAAAAUAAUCUCGAUUCGCACCCGCGAUUAAAAAUUUUAAAAUUGUUCGAACCGCAUCCGCCUCGCGGCGGGUCAAACGAGAUGGGGCCCACGGGCAAUUAUUAAUAUUCCCAGCACUAAUGUCAGAUGUCGUUUAAAUCUCCCGCUUUUAUCAUUUAAAAUUUGAUGUACCUGACGAUAAAUUUAACUAAAUAUGAAAGUUAUAAAAGAUAUUAUAUAAUUUUGGUUUUUUAAUUAUUUUAAUAUGUUUUGUUAUUAACUCUUAAUAAAAAAUUUGUAAUAGUUUGAUUAAUUGUGUGAUAUAUACUUAUUUGUUCAAUUUUUUAUUAUAAAACUUACUUCAUCUCUUUUUUUUUGUCACCAAACAAACAGACUCAUCAUUGACUCUGUGAACCAAACUGGUAGCUCUGCAUCCAUGUGAACGAUGAAAGAUGAUUUUUUUAUGGCACUCCGUGCUAGACUAUCCGCCUUUUGAUUCUCCGUCCGGGGUACAUGAAUGAUCUAUGAGCUGAGGAAACAUGUCUUCCACAUCUUUAUAUCUUCCAGAUAACUCUCAAACAUCGACCAUUCUUCUGGUUCCAAAAUCAUUUUCACCAAUUGAGAACAAUCCGUAGCAAAUGUGACCUGAUAUUGAUAUAGACAUCGGCCAUAUUAACGCUUCCGUCUCCGAGUGGAGGGGUGAAAGACUUGCCCGAAUAUUCCUUGCACCAAAAAAAUCAUCAAAUCCCUCAAGAAUACUAUACCAACCAUGGCCUGAAUAAUGAUCUUUAUCUUUCCACAAACCAUCUAUAAAGCACCAGCGACCUACCCUCCUCGGACAGUGCCUAACCUCAACUUGUUGUGAUGCCUGCUGAAUAUUUUUCACCUGAGCCUCAGCGCAAAGUUUUGAUUCGAUCUUCGCAAGAUUAAAUGUAUCUCGUGGGUUCAUAUCCAAAUUACUAAAAACUUUGUUAUUCCGACUUUCCCAAAUGUACCAUAAUAUCCACGCAAAAUGAUGAUCUUUCAUCUCCAGGAUAACCCUCUAGAAAAGAUGAUCCAAAUUUGUGAAGAGAGAACUAGUAGGGAAAAGAUAUGGGUUUGACGGUGUCUUUGACAACGUCCAAACUUGACGCGCAGGAGGACAUUCAAAAAAUACAUAAUUUAUUGACUCAUCAUCAGCUCCACAUCGAGCACAACAUAUAUCUUCUUGUAUUCCUCUCGCUUGCAAAUUAUUCUUCACAGCUAUACACCUUGAUAUCAUUUGCCAUAGAAAAUACUUUAUUUUCGGAGAGCAUCUCACCUUCCAAUAAAACGUUUUUAAAAAAUAAAAUUUUAAACAAAAAUUAAUGAGUUAUUUUAUUUAUAUUUCAUAAACAAAAAUUACAUCUGUUUAAAAAUGUAUCAAAUAAGUAUAUAUCACACAAUUAAUAAAACGGAUUACAGAAAUUUUAUUAAAAUUUCAUAAGAAAACAGAUGAAAAUCAUUAAAAACAAAAUUACAUAAUAUCUUAUAUAAAUUUUAUAUUUAACAUAAAUAAAAUAAAUAUAAUUAUAUAUUUUUAAAUAAACUAAAAUAAAAUUUUUUAAAACACUACUUAUCAAAAGAUGUUAAAACAUGUUGAUUUUGUAAAUUAGAUUUUGUUAAAAAUAAUAUUACUCUUUUAAAACAUGGAUCAAAAUAUUAUUUUGUUAAAUUACGAUCGGGUCAAUUAUAUUUUAAUUGAUGAAACGAGAUAUUUUAACAUUCUCUAACAUUUACAUUAGUUUUUAGAUGAACGAAAUUAAACUUGUGAUGUGAACUACAUUAAAUCAUUAAAUUGAGGGAUGUUGUCAUCCAUAACAUAUAUUUCACGUAGUUGGAUAUACAUUAGUUUAGUUUGUAUGACUAGCUAUAUGAUAGUCAAUAAUUCAUGUAGUCAGCAAUCAUUUUUCCAAAAAUAAACUCUCAUCCCAUGUUCUCCCUCUAAUCUCAUUUUUAUUUUUCAUUUUCCAUAGAUUUGAUACAAGAUUUGGUUUCCAACAAAAUUUACAAUCCUUACAUAUUAUCUGAGUAAAAAUUCUUGUUACGCGCUUAUAAAAACAAAAGCAAAAAAUGAAGACAAAACCAAAAUAAAAGUAAAAUUAAAUUAUUUCUACUGUCUUGUUUAUGAUAAAAUAACGUUUUAUUUAUUAACAUGCAUAACAUUUUUUUUUUUGCUAACCGAGUAUUCUGGUCCCAUCGUGGUGGUCCAGACUAGAGAUCGAAGUGAGCAUGGACCCAAAUGUCACCAGGUGGCUCACCGUAAAUGGUCUUCGGUUUCGGAUGUUGCAGUUCAUAUGUAAAUUUCACAGUGCAUAACAUAUUUUAGUCAACUGAAUUAAAUUUAGGGUUACGGUUUUAGUGAUAACUUAUUUAUAUGAACAUAACAGUACCUUAUAUUACAAUAUUAAUAUUUAAAAGAAUUAUAAUUACUGGAAGUUUGCGUGAUACAUCCUAAUUAAGUUAUUUAAGUUACAAGGAAUUAUUGUGAGAAAGUAUAUGUUAUCCGCGCCUUGCCUUUAAUGUCAUAACUAUAUAAUUAAAAAACUGAUAAGAGUUGACCAAAAACAGAAGAGAAAAAACAAAUUUAAUAAGAUAAUUCAAAUGUGAGUUUGUACAUCAUAUUUCUGGUCAGAGAUAAAAGAAAAAGGUGAAUUAAUAUGGCAGUCAAUGAAUUGAUUAGUUGUUGACUCCGAUUGAUUAUAUAUAUACCGAUCCAUAUCGAUUGAGAAAUAGAAGUAGAACUUAACCAUGGAUACACGUCAAAUGAUCGUUAUAUUUUCUUCUUUGGUUCUCACGCAAAUGACCCUAGGAAACAUUGAUGAGUUUGAUUGUGUUGAUAUAUACAAACAACCCGCUUUUCAACAUCCAUUGUUGAAACACCACAAGAUUCCGGAAAAAUUCACUUCAAAUGAAAGUUUUGAUAGAAAAAGUAAAUAUAAAACAACUGAUCAAAGUUGUCCAAAAGGAACCGUGGCAAUCUUAAGACAAAGAAGUGAAACUGAGAGUCUUCAUCUCGACACAGACGAUCAUUUCGGCCACCAUUUUGCGGUAAUGGACACAUAUCCGGAUGCGAGCAUCUAUCGAGGAGCACAAGCUGAUAUAAGUAUCCAUAACCUAACUUUACAAAAUAAUCAAUUAAGUAGAAGUCAAAUUUGGUUAGAGAAUGGACCUCCUGGAGAACUCAACAGCAUACAAGUUGGCUGGGCGGUGCAUCCAAGAUUGUACGGAGACAGUGCCACACGAUUUACUAUUUAUUGGACUGCUGAUGGCUAUAAAACCACUGGAUGCUAUAAUACAAAUUGUCCUGGUUUUAUUAUUGUAACUCGAAAUCCCUCGAUUGGAAACAUUUUUAAACUAUCCUCCGUGUAUGGUGGUGAUAAAACAGUUAUUUUCACACCACACGUUUAUCAGGACGUCUUUACUCCAGGCUGGGCACUGAAAGUAGAUGACGAAAUGAUUGGAUAUUGGCCCGGAGAGCUAUUUACACACUUGAAAAAUGGAGCUUCUCGGGUGCGUUUUGGAGGAAACACAUAUAUAUCUCCAGAUGGGAUUAGUCCUCCAAUGGGAAAUGGUCAUUUUCCGCUUAAAGACUAUCAAAGGAGUUCGAGUUUUCUUCAUGUGAAGCUUACGAAUCAUAGGUAUCAGACAAUCGAAGCUAAAACAAUAUUAAGGAAUGCAGAUUCUAGGUGUUUUAGACUAAUGGACCGGCGUUACACCAAGGAGAACGGAAAGUCCUUUUCUUAUGGAGGAGCAGGUGGCAGAUGCGGUAUUUGAUGAUUUUAUAUAUCUACUGACCAAGACUAUCAAAUUUACAAAAGAAAUACGAACUAUUUUCAAUACUACAAAUCAUUUUAUUGUUACUAAAUCACAUUUAUGUUUCAUGUUUUAAAUGAGAGAGUAUCAAUACAAAACAAACACGAGAAUAUUUAAGUUUUCCCUUUGUCCAGAAACACUGCACUUAUACAUAUAUAUUAAUAUUAUCCCGUCAUCAAACCAGAAUCAAUCACAAAACCACAAAGUACAAAGUUUAUAUUUACAAUCUAUGUCAAUACUCCUUUGGUUUGUUCCCAGUUCCCUUCUUGAUUACAGAAGAACCAAGCUUUAGUCUCGUUCUUUCACACAAAGUUUUGACAUUUAAACAUCAUUAAAGCUGCUAAGACAUAGAACAGAGGAUAAGCUACUACAAACACAUGGCAAUGUUUCUCAAGGAAGAACUAAACAACUUGGUGAUAAAAAAAAUUAGAAUUCUUUUACUCGGAGAAAGAAAUCUGGGUCCAUCUAAAUUAAUGAAAUGAAUUAUGUUCAUAUAAAUGUAUAUUCUCAUUUGUAAAGUGACAAAACUAACACAAUAAAUAGUAAAAAAACUCUCAUCCUCAUGUUUUCUCUCUACUUUCCAUAGGUUUGAGUAAAAGUACUUAUUACGUCAAAACAAAAACAAAAGAAAAUGAAGACUAAACACAAAAAAAAAAACGUAGAUAGUAUGAUAGGAAUAAGAAUGAAAGUAACAAAAAAAGUAAAAUAAUAGAUAACUUGUUCCUUAUUAUUCCAUCCCGGAUUUGAUAGAAAUAGUUUUAUUCUGUGCUUCCUUGAACUAAAAGGAAUGAGAAGAAACAUUAAAGAAAAAUAUUAUUUAUAAAUAGUAUCAAAUCUAAUAAAUGAAUAAGACUUGACCAUUCCAUUCAUUCUUUUGAUCUGGACCUUAAACUAGUGUUAUCCAUUUACUGAUAAUUACGGAAACGGAUAAGAGGUGACCAAAAAAUAUUUCAACAAAUCUAGUAAGAAAAUCUAAAUAUGAGUUUGUAGUACAUCACACUUCUGGUAAGAGAUAAAAGGCGAAUUAAUAUGGGGAUCAAUGAAUUGAUUAGUUGUUCACUCCGAUUGAUUAUAUAUAACGAUCAAUAUCGAUGGAGAAACAGAAGUAAAAUUUAACAAUGGAUACACGCCAAAUGCUCGUUAUAUUUUCUUAUGUGGUUCUCACGCAUAUGACCCUAGGAAAUAUUGAUGUUAGAGUUUACGACUUCUACUUUGUUUUCCAUUUCUUAGUAUUUGAUCUUUAAUUUAAUUUUUUAUUUUUUUUGUAUUCAUCAAUUUUACAGGAGUUUGAUUGUGUUGUCAUAUACAAACAACCCGCUUUUCAACAUCCAUUAUUGAAACACCACAAGAUUCCGGUAUGAUAGUGACAUUGCUUUAAUUAAAUAUGAAAUAAAUUGGACAAAUUAGAAAUAUUUGACCUAUAUUUUUCUCUAAAUUAAUCUUGUAUCUUCUGUUAUGUUUCAGGAAAAAUUCACUUCAAAUGAAAGUUUUGAUAGAAAAAAUAAAUAUAAAACAAAUGAUCAAAGUUGUCCAAAAGGAACCUUGACAAUCUUAAGACAAAGAAGUGAAACUGAGAACCUUCAUCUAGACACAAUCUAUCAAUUUGGCCACCAUGUAUAUCCUUCUUUUCCUGUUUUAUAGUAUAUAUUCAUCCCUUUUUUUAAAAAUGAGUAUAUAUUCCGAUCUGGGACUAUGAAAGGAGUUCGAGUUUUCCUCAUGUGAAACUUACGAAUGAUAAGUAUCAGAGCAUCGAAGCUGAAACACUAAUGGGGGUUGCAGAUUCUAAGUGUUUUAAACUAAUGAGUCGGGAUUACACCAAUGAGACUGGAAAGUCCUUUUCUUUUGGAGGACCAGGUGGAAGAUGCGGUUUUUGAUUAUUUUAUAUAUGUUCUGACCAAGACUAUCAAAUUUACAAAAGAAAUAUGAACUGUUUUCGAUACUAUAAGUCACUUUUAUGUUUCUUGUUUUAAAUGAGAGUCAGUACAAAACAAACAUGAGAAUAUUGAAGUUACAGAUAUAAUUGCACUUAAAAGAAGAAGAAGCAUCACAAAUGAAACAUAAAUAACAAAAAAAAGAAAUGGACAAAACAAUCUUAUUUAGUUUUCCCUUUGUCUAGAAAAUAAUCUGCACUAACUGUAUAUUAAGUAUUAACGUUAUGCAGUCAUCAAAUCAGAAUCAAAAAAAAAAAAAACAAAGUAUAAAGUUUAAAUUUACAAUUUUAUGUUGCUGCUCCUUUGUAUUGUUCACAUUUCCUAUCAAAACUUCUUGAUUACAAAAGAACCAAGCUUAAGUUUCCCAUUGGAAUGUUCCGGUACAGAUAUGAAACGACACUGAAGCAUAAUAAUAUUUUUGGUGUCAAAGGAAAUGAUAUUUAGAAACUGAUUUUUUUAAAAAAAAUUGGUCAAGAAUGACAUUGGCUUUUGCAGAAUGUAAAACCAUAUAAAACUUAAACACGAAAAUGUAGAUUUAUGACUAUAUUCCUCUCUGGGAAAUUAAAUAAAAUAUAAAACUACACGAAAAAUAUAUAAACAAAACAACCAAACAUUAAAAAUCAAUAAAUUAACAAAAUGGUCAAAACUGAAAAUUUAAAAUCCAAAAAUAUAAAUUAGUCUUCUAUCAAUUUUAUGUAUUUAAAAGAACAAUUUUAAGCUAUAGUAUUCAAAAGUUAAAGCUAUAACUAUUUAAAAGUUGAGGCUACAAAAUAUUGAAAAUGUUCACACGAAAUUUAUAACCAUCAAUCAUAAUAUGCAAAAUCCCUAUUUUAAUUUAUUAAUUUUAUAAAUGUCAAGAAAUCCUGAAAUGAUUAGAAAUGGAAAUAAAUAUAAAAAACGUAAACUAACAAAAAAAUUUUUUUGCUAUCCAUACAAAAUAUUUGGAACUCCUACAUAAAAAUAACUAAAAUAUUUUUGUCUUUUAAAUCCAGUUUUCAAAGAAUUAAUUAAAAAUAUAUUAAAAAUAAAAAAUGAAGUUGAGGGUAUAUGACAUGAGAAAUUUCACACAUAACUUAAAAAUAAAAUUAUGCCAAAUCAGCAUUUGAUUUUAUUAAAUUUUCCAAAAAUAUUUAUUUCAAAAUAAAUAAAAAAGUACUAUCAAACAAGGUAAACUAAAAAAAAGAAAUUAAUAUAAAAUAAGAAAGAAUAACAAACUAGAAAUCUUUAAAAGAAAUUAAAUUGAUUUAUAUACUAAAUAUUUGGAAAAGGAACAUAAAAUAUGUCUUAAAAUGCAAGAUUUUAUAUAAUGCAAGACUUUGAAAGAAUAUCACUAUAUGGACUUAAAUUAUCUAACAAUCAACUUUACAUGUUUGCUAACUCAUUGCAAAUUAACAUUAAAAUAGUUUAACAAAACAUAAAUAGUAUGUCCAUAAAUUUUCUUAUAUGAUAGGUGAUACAAGAAUCACAUCUUUAAAAAAUCAAUAAAAAUAUUAAAUUAUCAAAAUUAAAAAUUAAAAUAUAUAAAAAAUAGAAAGUAAUUAAUGUCUUCAGAAAUGUAAAAUCUAAAGAAUCAUAUUUAUACAAUUAAAAUACAAAUAAAAAUAAGAAACUAAGCUAACAAAGGAAACAUAUAUCCUUCUAAAACUUUAACUUAACUCUUUGGAAAUUUAAUAUCAAACAUAAAUUCUUUGAAAAAAUGUAUCCUACAGUAUGUCUAAAUAUACAAAUUAUAUAUAUCAAAAUAAAAUAAUUAAUUAAUAUCGAAAUAGCUAACCUAAUAACAAAUUAAAAGAAAAUUGCAAGACUCACAAUAGUCACUACAAUUAUUUAGUGAUGACAUUCAACCAUCUUAAUGCUCCAACUAUGUUUCAGAGUUUGAUGGACUCGGUAUUUAAACUUUAUAUGCGUCACUUUGAUGCAUAACUCAUCACCAUAAACAUGUGAACCAUCUAAAAUGCGACUUUGAAAUGAUGAGACAGAAUGUUUGUAUGCUAAGAGAAGUAAGUAUCCUUUUGCUACGGAGAGUGUAGAGUAUUGAGGGCAUUAUGUUUAUUCUGAGGAGUAUCCACAUACUCAAUGAAAGUUAAAGCAAUUGCUUAAUGGCAUAUAUAAUUAUAUUAUUCUCAAGGACUACAUGGAUUUGAUAUCAUAUUUCUCUGAAAAUUCAACACAAAAAUGUUUAACUAACAAAAAAAAAAGGAACAUACAUUAUGUCUUAUAAAACUGUAAAAAGUUCCAAAGAUUUUGACAACCUAAAAGCCAUAAUUCUUGACAAACUUAUUUGUAAUAGUUAGGGAUAGAAAAUGUCCACUUAGGGAUAGUUACCUGGUUUUUAAAUAAAUAUGAAAAGUUGAAAGAUAUAUAAUAACUAAAAGAUUGAUGUUCAGUCGUAUAAAAUGUCAAAGCAUUCUUAUUAAAUUAUAAUUUUACGCAAAUAUAAUAUUUCUAAAACGUGUUGGAAAAUUUAGUAUUUUUAUAAAUUAGUUAUUAGUUAAGAAAAUAUCUCACAUUUCCAGUAACUUCUAUAAGAAAUCAUGUUUGAAAAUGCUAUCUCUUUUCAAACUCUAAAAUACUAUUUUAGCAUUGUUUUCACAAUUAUCAUACUGAGAGAUACAUUUAGAAAAGGAAGUAAAAUGAUGACUUCGUAAUUCAAAACAUAUUAUGAAAAUAUAAAUACAAUAUUUGAUGAAGUGUAAGCUCUGACAAACAUAAUUCAAUCACAAUUUUUUUUUUUGCUAAACUUUCCACCACAAUUUUCAAAAUUUGUGCUUUGCAUAAUGCCGAAUGCAAAAUCAGGUUAGGUUCUUAAAAUUUAUGUAUUUGAUUGUCAUUCAGUCAAACAAUAAAAUGAUAAAGACCAGUAGAAAAACAGAAAGCAUAGUUAAAGUUAGAAAAAGUAUAAUUCAAAAACAUAAUUUUUUAUUUAUUUAAAUAAUUAUUUAUUAUAUAUAUAUAUAUAACAAAGGUAUAUAGGUCUCUUGUUUUGGAACUCUCUUUCUUGUUUUGGAGCUCUCUUUAUAACUAUGGGAGGUUUUUUCUCUGUUCCCUUGUCAGGUGAUCAAGUAUCCAAAGAUGUUUCUCACGUUUCGUGCUUCAAACCGAACUACAUUAAUAGUCUCGAGGAGAAACUCGCAGCUAUGCAGAGAGACAUGGAAGAGCUCAAGGCAAGACAAACUGACGUGUUGAGAAGGGUCGAGAGCGAAGAGGAAACCAGAAGUACGCAACGGACUGCAGAAGUCAAGGUAUGGCUUAAAAACGUUGAUAACAUCAGUAGGCAAGUCAGUUAUCUGAUUAACAAUAGCGCUGCCGAACUUCAAAAGCUGUCUCGUAGUGGGUUAUGUUCCAAGAACUUAAGAUCCAACUGUGGUUACGGGGACAGGGUGGCUUUGAUGUCGAAGAAGCUCAACGAUCUCAAAUCUGAAAGUGUUACUAAAACGGCUGAAAAGGAGAACGUUACUCUGGACGCUAGCGCUAUAGAGGAGCUGCAACACUUGGAACGACCAGACAGCUUAAAGAGAGACAUCUCCUCAGGCUCCGCUUUGAAGAAACUGUUUAGCGCUCAUGGGUUGGCGUAUCGCAUCGAAGAGUUAUGUAUUAGAGAUCUUCAGAGAGACGAAGCACAUCUAGUUUUGCCGACAACGAUGGAGCAGCUCCGUAAGAUUGGUGUAGAAAGGUGUCCAGCACUGAGAAAGCUUCCACUUAGUUCUGGGAGUUGCGUUGGUGGUGAUGAACUUAUCAUCAGUUACAGUGAUGAUCUAUGGUUGGAGAGAGUUCAGUGGGAAGAUAAAGCCACUGAAGAACGUUUCUUGCUCUGCUGUGAAAAGGUAUUUAACUUUUCCAUAACUAACAAAGUUCCUUUAGUCUUUUUUUUUGGUAUCCUCAGACUAAAAGUUUGUGGUCUUCUUUGCUUGUGUUAGGUCAUCAUGCCCUACUAGCCAAGAGACCUGUGAAGCAAGGCGGUGCAAGUGUUCUUUAAUAUCCUUUUCUGCUUACUCUGUCGAUUGCUUAGACUUCUUAUCUCAAAAUGUAAGUGUUUGUAUUGUGGAGACUUGAUUGUAAUGUAUUUUGAUAAGAAAUUGUUAGACGAUAAUUAGGCGCUUUAGAACACUGAAUGAUACCUUAAAGGUCCAAUAUAAAAUAGGUCAUAGACUCACUGAGACCAAUAGAAAGUCGGUAAAACAAAGGCCUACAAGUCUAAGACUAAGGAACUCAGUAGCAAGAAGCAAAAAAAAAAAAAAA
This is a messenger RNA of Brassica rapa (field mustard), 10965 nucleotides long. RefSeq lists its product as uncharacterized. The record is from RefSeq and is a predicted model, not a curated record. NCBI's taxonomy places the organism in Eukaryota, Viridiplantae, Streptophyta, Magnoliopsida, Brassicales, Brassicaceae.